This is a messenger RNA of Paramecium octaurelia, 1175 nucleotides long. The record is from the annotation of a GenBank genome assembly. Lineage: Eukaryota; Ciliophora; Oligohymenophorea; Peniculida; Parameciidae.
AGAAUUUGUAUUCAUGGAAUGGCUGUAGAUAUUUUUAGUAAUAUUUAUUUCCUUACUACUAUACAUCUUAUACUAGUUAUGGAAGAAAUGUUAUGGGCAGGAAAAUCAUUACCAUAAUGAGUUUAAUUAAAUCUUAGAUAACAGGGAUUUAGGAACCUCUAAUUAAGAGGGUAUUGAGAUUGGAUAGAUGAGCAAUCAAAGAUCUAAUUUUUAAAACCAAGGCUUUGUUAAAGAAGAAAGUCAAUUUAAUAGCCAAAGUCAGAUUAGUAAUAGGAAUUCUAAUCUACAAAAAUCCCCCUUUAAUUCCAAAAUUCAUCCAACAUAAAAUGUCACAACUUAUGCUCAUUUUAAAGCUGAUGAGAAGAGAACUCUGAAAGUUUAAAAAAUUGUUAAUUUUAUAUACGCUUAAAGCUAGGGAAAAAGAUAGGUAGAAGAAAAGUAUUAAUAUUUUUUGGGUGAGUAUCAUUAACAAUAAGAAUUAUGGAAAGAGUAUUAUAUAAUAAAACUUGUUUAAAAAUAAAAAAUGAAAGAAUUAUGUUCUGCUUAUCGAACUGUAAGAGGAGAUGGAAAUUGCUUUUACACUGCAUUUGGGUUUCAAUUUUUAGAUAUUCUUUUAUUUAAAUAUACAAAUGAUUAAUUCUAUCAGUUUCUUAAUUCAAAUCAAGUCAAUUUUUAGAUUAUUUUAAAUAAUAAAGAUGUUAUAGAUGAGAGUGAUAAAUAGGAAUUGAGAGAUGAAUUUUUCUAUAGACUGGAGAGGCUUAAAUUGAUAGAAGAUAUAGAAUUAAGAAAAUAAACUUUAUUUGAAGAAUUCAAAGCAUAUUAGAAAGAAAAUGAGAAAAUUGAUGGAUGCUUUUAUGGAUUAUCUACUAUUUUUUUUAGGAACUUAGCAUUAAAGGCUGUGGAUUUGGAUGGAAAUUUAAAUGGUACUUUAAAUAAGUAAAAUUUGUUGCUAUGGGAAACUGAAUGCAAUGAAAAUGAAUUGGUGAUCUCCUCUUUAGCAAAAUAUUUAAAACUGUAAUUUUAAUUAAAAUUUUUUUAGAUACAUUUAACUAAUAUUUUUCUAAUAAGAUUCCGAUUUUAUGUUGAUGCAAUAUGGCAAUUAAAGUGAUAAUAAAGUAAUCUUGCUCAUACGACCGGGACAUUAUAAUAUAGGAUAUAAAAACACAUGAGAUGAG